Messenger RNA from Pollicipes pollicipes, 2355 nucleotides. RefSeq names its product paired box protein Pax-6. The record is from RefSeq and is a predicted model, not a curated record. Gene Ontology annotation, biological process: regulation of transcription by RNA polymerase II; anatomical structure development. Gene Ontology annotation, molecular function: DNA-binding transcription factor activity, RNA polymerase II-specific; RNA polymerase II cis-regulatory region sequence-specific DNA binding. The transcript has 11 exons. NCBI's taxonomy places the organism in Eukaryota, Metazoa, Arthropoda, Thecostraca, Pollicipedomorpha, Pollicipedidae. The coding region runs from base 295 to 1674 and encodes 459 amino acids.
ACAGCUGGCCGAGAGGCAUUGUUGAGCGCGCUUAAUGGUUCUUGUCCACGCCGUGUAGUGGAAAGGCGUAAUCACCUGUAACUAACUCAAUUAGCAUAAUCAUUUCCACGCCGCGAAGCGCCUUUGCAGUGACACGACGUGCGAAACGAAUGCGAAAGUGAGCGGAAGAGCGUGCCAGGGAGCUGCGGGAGCGAUUGUGCCGGGAGGUACCGAGCCAGGGCCGCCAUUCUGAGUGCACAGCACCCAGGGUCGGGCUCGCAAUGGGCCGCGACCUGCGUCACGUCCAUAGACGACAUGCCUCACAAGGGUCAGUCUCUAGACGGCCUGUCCGACAACGGUCACAGCGGGGUCAACCAGCUGGGCGGAGCGUUCGUGAGCGGCCGGCCGCUGCCUGAUACCACCCGGCAGAAGAUAGUGGAGCUGGCCCACUCCGGCGUCAGGCCCUGCGACAUCAGCCGCAUCCUGCAGGUCUCCAACGGCUGCGUCUCCAAAAUUCUGGGCAGGUACUACGAGACGGGCUCGAUCCGUCCGCGUGCCAUCGGCGGCUCCAAGCCGCGCGUCGCCACCAACGAGGUGGUGGAGAGGGUCACCGCUUACAAGCGCGAGUGUCCCAGCAUCUUCGCCUGGGAGAUCCGGGACCGGUUACUGCAGGAGGGCGUCUGUUCCACGGAGAACAUUCCCAGCGUGUCGUCCAUAAACCGGGUCCUGCGGAACAUCGUGGCCACCAAGGAGCAGCCGAUGGCGGCGGCGGCGGCGCCCUGCAGCCAGCCGGACGCCGUCUACGAUAAACUGCGCGCGCUGAACAGCCCCGGCGGCUGGCCGCGGUCCGACCCCUGGUACCGGACCGGCCCCGGGUACGCGCUGUCGGCUUCCUCCGACUCGCCGCCGGUCGGCCCGCCGCCGCCCGCCGCAGCGCUCCACCUCAGAGACGACCUCAAGACCGAGAUCGGCCUGGAGUCGCACGACGGCUCGGCCACCUCGUCUCCGACGCCCGGCGUCAACGACGGCGACGACGAGCAGGCGCGGGUGCGGCUCAAGCGAAAGCUGCAGCGCAACCGGACCUCCUUCACCAACGACCAGGUCGAGAGCUUGGAGAAGGAGUUUGAGCGGACUCACUACCCGGACGUGUUCGCGAGGGAGCGUCUAGCGGCCAAGAUCGGUCUGCCAGAGGCCAGAAUACAGGUGUGGUUCUCCAACCGGCGGGCGAAGUGGCGGCGCGAGGAGAAGCUGCGCUCCUCGCGGCGCCCCUCCGAGCCGACGCCCAGCUCGUCCCCGGCGCAGCACGGCGUCGGCGGCUCGUUCCCGGGCGCGCUGUACCCGCCGCUGCCGGCCGCUUCCAUGGCCGAGUCCUACUGCGCCGCUGCCGUCAACCCCAUGAGCUACAUGUCGCAGCAGCGACCGGUAGGCGGCAGCACGUGCCUGCAGAGCCAGCGCGACUACGCGUACAUGAGUCGGCCUGCGUACGACCCGCUGGCGUUCUCUUACGGACGCGCCAGCCCGUGCCAGGCGGGAGGCCAGUACCCGCUGAAUGGGCAGUACGGCGCGCCGGCCACCACCUCUGCCCCGGCGCACGGCGGCGGCAGUGGCCUGUUCUCUCCUGGAGUGUCGGUGCCUCUGGCCGUGCCGGGCCAGAUGACGGACGUCAGCUCCCCGUACUGGACGCGACUGCAGUGACGUGCCCCCGCUGCGGCCGGCGGUGCCUGGCUGCCACGCCGCCGCUGCCCGGACUUGGGACCUCGCCGGCCGCUCGGAGCCGGCAGGCGGCGCGCGGCCCCACCCAAACGGACACGCUGCGGAGUAUCGGCCCCGUGGACUAGACCUUUAAUGACUGCAGGAUAGAUAUGUCAGUUGAUGUAUUGUGAAAGUGAUAGCAAUAUGCGUGACACUGUACGGCAAGACGCAGUAUUAUACUACAUGUAAGAGCGUUGCGUAGUUUGCGUGCCGCUAUGAACACGUAUCUCGACCACCUAAGAAGGGUCACUGAAUUAAUAUGUGUUGACGCAAAGUGCAGGGUAAAAUUAACGACUGCAUGCAUUUUGUAAUUGCAGUAGCUUACGCACUUAAUGCCGGCGGGUUUUGGGAAACAUUCCGUUUACAUAACCGCUGAUCUAAGCAUGCAAAGACAUUUAUCUAGGUAUUUCGGACUUGCGCGAAAUGCACAGCCGACAUUAAGCUCCGCGGUUAUCAGAGACCUGGGGCAGUGGCCCGAAUAGGCUCCUUUCCAUUCGUAAAAUACCCGCCGUCUUGAUCUGUCCGAGUGCGCAACAUGGCACUCAACAGGUUUUCUCUAAAGCGAUUUUUGCCCCUUGCGAGUUUCAACGGUGUUUUGGUGUAAAUAUAUGUACAAACGCACAA